This is a messenger RNA of Anoplopoma fimbria (sablefish), 1042 nucleotides long. RefSeq names its product OTU deubiquitinase with linear linkage specificity a (gene otulina). Bases 204 to 869 code for a protein of 221 amino acids. NCBI's taxonomy places the organism in Eukaryota, Metazoa, Chordata, Actinopteri, Perciformes, Anoplopomatidae. The transcript is spliced from 4 exons. The record is from RefSeq and is a predicted model, not a curated record.
AUCUAAUUGACAUUUUUAAAUUGAGUUGUCAUAAAGUGGGCACUUCAAAAAAAACAGUAAUGCAGGUGGAUUUUCUCUUCCAGGCGCAGGAUGAUGACGUAGCUCAACCAGAAGUUGCUGCACAGGGAGCAGAUUUGACACUGUUGUGCAGAUCCAUGUGGCAUGUUAACAGCCUUUUAAAUAAAUAGGAUCGUUUAACUCUCAUGAUGUCUUGGGUUAAAGCUGCUUCUUACAGCGAAGAUGUUUUUGAUGAGAAUGCAGACGACCUCAAUUUACUCAGCAGAGAGUGGGCAUCCAACAUGAAGAAGAGAGUCAAGGACGGUUAUGUGGAAGGAGUUGAGGCCGGGGAGGAGGCCUCUCUUCAGGCCGGUUUUGACCUCGGGUUCAGGGAAGGAGCAGCUCGGACUGUAGCUGUGGGCCGGCUCAAAGGAAUUGUGAGUGCUAUAUGCUGCUGGUGCCAGAUCCAACAUCCGGAAAACCCCCUCCCAGCCUCUGUGACCGACCUCCUGCAGCGUGUAUCGCAGCAUGAAGACUCAAUCAUGGAGGGCAUCAGGAUGGCUUUGGAGAAUCCUCCUCCCAGUGUGACCUCCGUCUCUGAGAGCAUGGAGGAUCUGGAGGUGGAGCAGGCGGAGGCAGGGGGCUGUGGAGGAGAGGGGUGUAAAGAAAUAGACUGCUGCAAGAAGGGAGAAAAAAUGGACCUGGACGUUUCUCACCAGCAGCAAAAGCCUCGUUGUGGGUCCACUGACUGCUCCAGCAGCUCAAGGGAAAACAUGAACCUCCUCGUGAAGCGCUGCUUGGAUCUGGUGUCAGAGCUGGAACUGCCACAGGAGCUGAUCAGUCACAUAGAGGAGCUGAAGGACGUGCAGUGAUUGAAGAUCAAGUUACAGCAGACAAUGCUUGAAUGAGCACAUACACAAUGAAGAAGUUUUAUUGUGAACUCUUUACGCGCAGCAAUGAAGUGCUUUUUAUGUAUAUAAUGUUAAAAAAAGAAUUUGGCAUUCAUAAUUUGUAUAACAGGGAAGAAGAAUGUUUGAAAAUAAAA